AGUUAAUUGAACAUACAAUAUUAACAUGAAACAAGCUAUUUUAUGUUUGGCCCUUUUCGGCUUCGCAGCCUGUGGACGCUUGGAUAACGGAUAUCUUCCUCCAAACAACAAUGGAAGAGGUUACCAAGACAGUGCUAGUACUAACUUUGCCCCAAGACCUUCAUUCGGUGGCCAAUCGACAGGAUCUUUCGGCAAAACUUCCUCAUUUGGAUCUUCUGGAACUUUUGGAGCUUCCCAAGGUUUUGGAUCAUCUUUCGGAGCUUCCAAAGCCUUUGGAGGCAGCGUAGCACCUCAACAAUCCUAUGGAGCUCCAUCUUUCGCUGCUAAACAAUCUUUUGAAGGUUCUGUAGCACCACAGCAAACCUAUGGUGCCCCAGCUUUCGGUUCCAAAUCAUCCGGACAGGCUUUUGGAGGUGCCGUAUCGUCCCAGCAAGGUUAUCAAGCUUCUGGAAACUUUGGAGGUGUAGGACAAUACAAUGGAUACUCUGGAAACCAAUACCAAAAAUCUGCUGAACAACAAACAGCAAUCGUACGUUUGGAAAACAACAAUAAUGGUGAUGGUACCUACAACUUCCUUUACGAAACCGAAAAUGGCAUCCAAGCUCAAGAACAAGGUUCAGGAGGCAUCCAAGCUGAUGGCGGUUUCUCCUACAAAUCCCCAGAAGGUCAAAGUUUCGAAGUAACCUACACUGCCGACGAAAACGGUUUCCAUCCUCAAGGAGCCCAUCUCCCAACCCCACCACCAAUCCCAGAAGCCAUCUUGAAGUCCAUCGAAGACAACAAAGCCUCCGCCGCUCGUGGUGAAAACCAAGACGGCCAAUACAACGAAGAAUACAACCAAGAAGUUAAAGCCACCUACGGUGCCCCAAAUGCUUUGUACGGAGCUCCACAACAACAACAACAACAGCAACAGUUCAACAGAGUAGCCCAAAGCCCCUUUGGACAACAACCACAAGGGCAAUACAAAGCUCCACAACAGCAGUACAGGGCUCCACAGCAACAAUACUCGACUUCUCAGCAACAGUACAGGGCUCCAGUAAAUGCAGGUCCGGCUCCAGCCCAGCGUACCUACAUUCCUCCAGCAGCUAACACCGGUAACGGAAAUGGAGGUUACAGAUAUUAAGUUAUUGUGUUAGAUUGUGAUGUUGUAAUAAAGGUGUAAU
Messenger RNA from Brassicogethes aeneus, 1163 nucleotides. The record is from the annotation of a GenBank genome assembly. NCBI's taxonomy places the organism in Eukaryota, Metazoa, Arthropoda, Insecta, Coleoptera, Nitidulidae.